GUAUGGUUUGGUAAAGAGUGAAAGCAGAAAAAUCAAAACAAAUAAGGACCAUACGUUCUCGGUUCAAGCUGAAUCCAACAGAUCACAGCUAAAGCUUCAUCAAGUUUAAUUGAGGAACAAACAUUUAGUAAAUCGAAUUUGCAACGUAGCCAUGGUGAUAGCCGGUCCGAACGAGCCGAAAACAUAAACAAAAACAACAAACGAAAACAUCGCACAAAACAAAAAUGCUUUCGCGGGUGAAUCCUACACUGUUGCAUUCCGUACGGCGAUGGUAUUCUUCCGGCAAAGCCACAAUUUUUGGGCUCUCGUCAGGGUCCGGAAAAUGUGGUGUUGCUGUACUUCGAGUAUCAGGUGAAGGAUGUCGAGAAGUGAUGAUGGCCAAAACCCAAAGUGUGACACUACCCGAACCACGAAAGGCCGUGCUCCGGCGAAUAUUUCAUUCCAAGACGGCGGAGAUGAUCGAUAAGGGAUUGAUGCUUUGGUUCUCAGGUCCCAACAGCUUCACCGGGGAAGAUUCCGUCGAGUUUCACAUUCACGGCGGUGUGGCGGUUAUAAGUGCCAUGUACGAUAGCUUGGGAUCGAUUGAUGGUGUGCGGCUUGCGGAGCCCGGUGAGUUCACGAAGCGAGCGUUCUACGCCGGCAAAAUGGACCUAACGGAGGUAGAAGGCCUUGCCGACCUGAUUGAAGCCGAAACGGAGGCUCAGCGGAAGCAAGCAAUGCUGCAAGCCAACGGUGAACUGUCCAAGGUCUACAAUCAACUGAGAACCAGGCUGCUGAAGUGUAUCGCAAGUAUCGAGGCUUAUAUCGAUUUUGCCGAGGACCAAGAUGUCGGUGAUGAUGUGUUCGAGUCUGUUCGGUCAGAUGUGGCCAGCAUAAUCGUUGAUGCGAAGGCACACUUGAACGACGACAGGCGCGGUGAGCGUCUUAGGUCAGGAGUUCGAACGGUCAUCAUUGGAGCACCGAACGUGGGUAAAAGCAGCUUCGUCAACUUGCUCAGUAAUCGAAAGGUAUCGAUUGUUACGAAUGUGGCUGGAACCACUCGAGAUAUCAUAGAGAGCCAUCACGAUAUAGGUGGUUACCCUGUCAUCCUCGCUGAUACGGCUGGUUUGAGAACGGAAACCAGCGACAUCAUUGAACAUGAGGGAAUCGCUAGAGCCAAAGAUUAUCUGACUGAAGCUGAUCUUGUAGUUCUAGUCAUCGAUGCUUCCAAUUUACAAAAAUACUUGAAGUCUUCCAACAUGCGGUUUGAUGGUUAUCUCGACCAUUACGUGACAUCACUUGGUUUCAAGGGGAAUACUAUACGUGAUUCCAACUGUAUGAUAAUUAUUAACAAGGUUGAUUUACUCACUAGUGAAUCCAGAGAAGCUCUGAAUCGUGUGGAAAGUCUAAGCUUUCUGUCAUGUCAAACUGGAGAAGGCCUACAAAGUGUCCUGACAAAAUUAACAGAAAACUUGGAACAUCUUUGUGGAAAUCCGAGCAGGGAAAGCCCCAACAUUAGUCAGCAACGAUAUAGACAUCAUCUGAAGGCUUGCGUUCAAUAUUUGGAGAAAUACUAUGCCUAUUUGAGUCAUGGUCCGAACCCGGAUUUAGCUAUUGCUACGCAAUAUCUGAGAAAUGCUGUACGAUGUAUCGGAAUGAUUACUGGAAAUGUUGAUACCGAGGAAAUUUUAGAUGUAAUAUUUAGAAGUUUCUGUAUUGGUAAAUAAAGCUGUUGUUGAAAUGCGUUCUUA
Messenger RNA from Aedes albopictus (Asian tiger mosquito), 1730 nucleotides. Its product is annotated as tRNA modification GTPase GTPBP3, mitochondrial. The record is from RefSeq and is a predicted model, not a curated record. The transcript is spliced from 4 exons. Gene Ontology annotation, biological process: tRNA methylation; tRNA wobble uridine modification. Gene Ontology annotation, molecular function: GTP binding; GTPase activity; protein binding. Gene Ontology annotation, cellular component: cytoplasm; mitochondrion. NCBI's taxonomy places the organism in Eukaryota, Metazoa, Arthropoda, Insecta, Diptera, Culicidae. The coding region runs from base 225 to 1706 and encodes 493 amino acids.